Messenger RNA from Nelumbo nucifera (sacred lotus), 1553 nucleotides. RefSeq lists its product as uncharacterized. Lineage: Eukaryota; Viridiplantae; Streptophyta; Magnoliopsida; Proteales; Nelumbonaceae. The record is from RefSeq and is a predicted model, not a curated record.
UCUUACACGCUCCCAAGGACAAUCCAAAAAUCUAUACAAACACCAUCAGAACUCAGAACUCGAGAGCCAAAACCUCUCUCUCUCUCUCUCGUUUCGAAAAUCAAAAGUUCAAAACUCACUUUCUUUUUUCUCCUUUUGUAACAGUAAAAAAAGAUAAAGGUCAAAUUUUGAACGAGGAAAGACUCGACAACAGAGCCCCUCCCCUCCCUAGUCCCUAGUCCCUACCCACACACCUCCGACUCAAAAACUGAAGAAACUGGAAUCAAGAACACGCAACCCAUGGAGACCUCCUCCCCCAUACUCAUCUUUCUUUUGCUGCUCAUUCCAGUAUUUCAAUCCUCCCAGGCCAAGAUUAUUUCUGUAGAUGAAUUUGCAGAGUGGAGGAACCCCACUAUCCAUGCAGGAGACUCUCUCGUUUUCAAAUAUGAUCACCACUACGGUAUCUAUAUUUUCCACAACAGAAGAGCAUUCGAGCUCUGCAACUUCACUGAGGCCACACUUCUCAAUGAACCCAACUCCACCUCCUUCACGUGGCGCUCACCAGCCCCUGGUUAUGUCUACUUCUCUUUCAAAAAUGGUUCACUGAAAGCCUGUUCGGAGGGUGAGAAGCUUGCCAUAAGGGUAUUGCCAACUCCGCCCGGCCACUUGGCUCCUUCGCCGGAUUUUCCACCCUUAGCCGCUCCGCCACCAACUUCUGGCGGGACUGUCUCGUCCACUCCGGCGUACCAUUGGCCGUUCCGUUCCCAUCGAGCAAUUUCACCGAGCCCGGCACCGACUGCAAGCCCCAAGGCAGCAACCAUUCCGUCUCUGUUGCCGGAUACAGGCACUGCCAUUCCUUUUAUAAACAGUAAUCCGGCGGUCCCUCUCCCUACUGGUGAAACCGACUCUGCUACAAUACGCCCAUUGCCCACAUCUGGUCAUGGAAAACAGGUAGCAGGGUUGAUUGCAUUUCAAAUUCCUCUCUGUUGUAUGGUUUGGCUAGUUAAGCUCUGAAGCGGUUGCGUUAAAUUUGGUACUUAGUUACGUGUUAGCUAAAGAGAUGGUAAGCUGGGGUUUUGGUUCAAUCAAAAUUCAAAAUUCCAUAUUUUGAAGAGUGAAAUGAAGAGAAAUGAAGAGAAAAGAGCCUUGGCCUGGAGCAACUACAUUUUUUACAUUACCUGUUCAAGAAAAGAAAUGAAAACAGAAAAGAAAAGAAAAAGAGUGAAAUGAAGAGAAAAGAGCCUUGGCCUUGUUUGUAUUAGACUAUUAGUAAGUACAUUGCUGGGCAUGGUUUGCUUUGGUGGGGAAGCGGAAGCCAAUUUACUUGCCUGGUUUCCAAAUUGUAAGUUUGUAAUCAUGAGCAUCUUUGAGUCGAGCUUUCCUUUUUCCUUCAACAGUCAUCUGCUCUUUUGCUUUUAUUUCUUCUUCGCUUGCUGUCUGAGCCUGAGGUAAGGUGAGGCUGGAUGCCAAAUGGAGACUUUUGAUUACCUAUUCUUACACUUUCGUCUUUUUUGUGUUAUUAUUGUAAUGAUGAAGAUUGAUAGCUAUUUAAUGGUCAAAAGGACAUUAAGUGA